CCAUCACCAUUUUUAUUGUCAUAAAAGAUUACCAGCUUGAUAAUUGCUUAAGGAUAUUUUGCUCAGCACUUCAGACCUUUGAUCACUUUGAGGGAGAUACUGUGAAGCAUUUCCUAAACCUUUGGACUCAUAAGGAGCCACAGAUACGCUGCCUCGCUCGAGACCUCAAAUACUUAAACCUCAAUCGACAAACACGGCCGAGCCUUUUGAUCCGUCACUGCCGUCAGAUGCACUUUGAUCCUGGUGACUUGGAGCAGGAAGUCGAGACUAUUCUCUCCCGAGUUUGUGAGGAACGGAUUCUCGCUGCUUUGUAAAAGCCUAUUUAAAAGAAGGAAAGGAUGACACCUAACUGACAGGCUCGAGUGGAUCCAAAGGAUUCUUGGAAAUUGGAAGGUUUCUAAAAAGAAAGACGUAGUUUAAAAAUGUUUGGAAACACUGGACCUUUCUCGUAUUCCCCGAGGGGUUUCUCCCCGGAGGACCUCCCUCAGAGGAGCGCGUUCAAACAAGAUGACUUCAAGGUUGCUCCACUGCAGAGAAACAUAUCCAGACCCAGUGGGAAAUCCAUCUACAUGCAGAGAAAGGAGUACUCCGAGGCACUGAACAAACAUCCCGACAACUUUCACGUCAGAGUGGAGCACCUGUUCACCUGUGAGCUGGACGGCCAGGAGGUGAAGACGGUGGACGACUGCUUGGCCAAGCUCAAGAGGCUGGAUGCCAAAGGUCGUCUGUGGCCUCAGCAGAUGAUCAUGGAGGUGCAGAGGGGAUAUCUACUGCUCAGUGACAUCGAGACCAAGUCAGCGCUGGACUCGAUGCCUUUGAGCUGCAUCUUGCAAACCAAAGCGGUGCUGGACAGCUGCGCCUACAACUCCGUGCUGACCGUAACUGUGCAAGAACGCAACAAACGCAUCCCGCAGGUCUUCAUGUUCCAGUGUGAGGAGACUGGGGCGGUGCUCGUGAAGAGCGAUCUGGAUAAGGUAGUCCGAAAAGGAGGUGAUGCUGCGGAGCCACGCAGAGACCAGUCUGACAUCAGGACUGAUCUCGAGAAUAUCAUCGGGCAACAUGGUCCAGGAAAUUUCCGGCAACCUGGGCCUCGUCCUGUGCAGCAAGCCAGGACCCCACCACCACCGGACCACCCGGCCCCUCAGUGGAGGAGCAGACAGACAGAAAAUAUGCCGCCUCCACAUGUUGACGCCCGACAAGAAGCAACGAUGUACCAAGCUGAUCUUCAUGAAUUACACAUUAGCUCUGAGGUCGCCGUGCAAACGGACACCGAGAGGAACACGGACAUUUUAAACCACGUGAUAAAUGAUUUGGAGAUCUUCAUAGACAAAGUGUGUGCUGCAGCAAAUGCAUCCGCUCUACCGCAAGAAGCCAAGAAGAAAAAUAACGCAUUUAAAAUGAAGAAAAAAACAAAGAACAAUGCACCCACUUUCAGUCUGCCACUCUGGGACGAAUAUGUCUCCUAUCUUCAGAAAGUCAAGUAUGGCUUCAAUCUUCUGGGCCAGCUGGAGGGGACACUCAGCAGCCCGACGGCUCCUGACUAUGUCCACAUCUUCUUCACUAGUUUAGACGCGAUACUGCCUCGGUAUCCUGCAGACCUUCCUCCCACUGUUCUCUCACCGCUGCUGACGGAGGCGGCCCUGCAGCUGCUGAGUCAGGUGGUAGACCCGGAGGAAGACCUCCUGUGGAGGUCUCUGGGAGACAGCUGGAACUUACCCAGAUCUAGAUGGCCGGAUGACGACGUCCCAUUCUACAUCCCACAGUUCUAUGAUGGCUGGCAGCCGCCUGCCCCCACUAGCAUGCCCUCCUCACUCCCUUAUGAGAACAGUCCAAUGAGCCCGAGCGACAGCCAGCGCUUUCCACCCGGCGGCCCCCGAGAGCCGCCCCUGUACAUGCGGGUCAUCUACGACUUCACGGCCAGGAACAACCAAGAGUUGAGCAUGAUGAAAGGUGAUGUUGUUCAGGUGGUUCAGAAAUCAAAACAAUGGUGGCUUGUUAGCAACGCCCGCGACGAGGAAGGCCACGUUCCUCAGAAUGUUCUGGAGCCGAUGAAGAGCGAGGGGCCCAUGGAAGAGCUACUGCGAGACAAUCGCGGCCCUGUGACUCUGAACAUGACCUCCACACCCUCAGAGGUCAAAGCUUGGCUGCAGUACAAAGGAUUCAACAAAAUCACGGCGACCAGCCUCGGGGUGCUGACCGGGAAACUUCUCCUCGGGAUGACCAAGGAUGAGAUUAGGAUGGUGUGUCCCGAGGAAGGAGGCAAGGUCUUCUUCCAGUUGCAGGCCAUUAAAUCAGCCAUUGCGCUCGCCAGUGAACGCUCAAGCCUGAACCACGGCCGCUACUAAUGACCCACAGCGCUUCAGUUUGUUUUCAUCCUCAGAUUAACAACUGGAUUUAUUGUGUCUAAUUUAUCUUUUAGUCUUAAAUUCUUGGUGUUUAUCAUUUGUUAUUUAAGGGAAAGCGCUUUUACUGAAUGAAACUCAUAUAAUUUAUUACAAGCAGCAAUACUUGUGAGUUAAUCAAAUUUAUUAUUACUGCAUUUUACUUAUCGUGUACUUCUCGUUAUUUUAAGCAACAUUUAGCAGUUUUCCUAACCGAGUAAACCAAAAUACCCAUGUAGACAUGUUCUCAAUUCAACACCAUUGUUCUAUAACAGCUGCAUUAAACAGUUACAUACUAUAUACAUAGUCCAUUCAGUUCUACUGCAUUUAAGAGUAACUUAGGUAUUUUUCCAACUUGGACUAUUUUUGCAUGUUUUUGUGUGUGACCAAGCGGACAAUUUGUCUAAAUUUGUACCAGUAUUGAGGGAUAAGUCAAUAAAAGUGUUCGUUUUGGCCCCCA
Messenger RNA from Pseudoliparis swirei, 2841 nucleotides. RefSeq names its product EPS8-like 3b (gene eps8l3b). Gene Ontology annotation, biological process: Rho protein signal transduction; positive regulation of ruffle assembly; regulation of Rho protein signal transduction. The transcript has 18 exons. Gene Ontology annotation, molecular function: actin binding. Lineage: Eukaryota; Metazoa; Chordata; Actinopteri; Perciformes; Liparidae. The record is from RefSeq and is a predicted model, not a curated record. Bases 423 to 2345 code for a protein of 640 amino acids. Gene Ontology annotation, cellular component: plasma membrane; ruffle membrane; vesicle.